AUGGCGGCGCCAGAGACAGUGGAGACCCUCCGCCCUCUUACGUCGCUGCUCGCGGCGGAGAACGCGCAGCUCUUGGCGCAGCAGGCGCAGCAGGCGGCCGGCACUGCGCUCAUCACGGCACUUGCGAUCGUCACAUCCACGCCGGAUGGCACGCCGGAUAUGGCACGCCUGCACGCGGAGCUCCAGGUCGCCUCGCAGCAGCAGCAGAGCGCGCAGGAGUUCCUCCGGCAGGCGACCGAUUCGAUGCGCGGCACCAAGACGUCCGUCGAGACAGCGAUGCACACGCUCGUGAGCGCUCAGGCGUCUGCUGCGCCAGCAUAUGGCGUGCCGCCGAUCUACGGCGGGAGCAGCCCCGCCGCGCACGCGUACCAGCCCUCCCAUGCGCCCAAGCGCACGCUCGACGGUGACGCAAAGGCGGCCAUGUACAAGACGCAGUACGCGCCUCCCGGCUCCUACAGUGUGGCUGCCGCCCCGUACCCGUACGGUGCGCCGCCGCAGCCGGCGGCGGUGGAGACGGCUGCGUACGGGAGGCAGCCGCAGCCGCCCUCGGUCAGCGGGAAGCCCCCCGGGUGGAGGACGGUGCUUUGCAGGCGGCAUGCAGCGGGCACCUGCACAUUCGGCGACCGUUGCAACUUUGCACACAGUGUGGAGCAGCUGCAGCCAAAGGUCGACGAGUUCGGACGAGUCGUGCCACAGGAUCGCUCCUACUCGCGGUAG
This is a messenger RNA of Emiliania huxleyi CCMP1516, 717 nucleotides long. RefSeq lists its product as hypothetical. Bases 1 to 717 code for a protein of 238 amino acids. The transcript has 2 exons. Lineage: Eukaryota; Haptophyta; Isochrysidales; Noelaerhabdaceae. The record is from RefSeq and is a predicted model, not a curated record. Gene Ontology annotation, molecular function: metal ion binding.